GUAAUGGAGACGUCGCGGUUGCCGGUUGGCGUCCGUCCAGGGACGAGCGACGGCCACGGUCAAGAGAAAACGUCGCCGCGUCGCGCAGCUGUUGGGUUUUGAACGCAUCAGUCGUCAGUCGUCGGUCGCUCAGUAGUCGUUGUUGCUCUGUUGGUGCGAACGCAUCAGUUGCUCAGUUGCUCCGUUGGCCGUUCAGUCACAGACCGCCUUCGCGCCAUGUCGCUGCUAGGAGAGCGCCUCGCCGACAAGGUGAGCAAGUUCAACAGCCAGAUCAACCGCCACCUCGAGAGCCAGCAGCUCAACCCUUUCAGUGGCCAGUUCAGCAGGUCGCCCUCUCCCAGGCCCUUUGCCAAGGACGAGUAUGGCAAACCAGUGGCGGGGUCGUUGACAGAGGUGCGCGGACAUCGUGCGCAGUCGCACAUCUGCAAAGAGGUGCUCGAACUGUGCGAAAUCAUCCAGGAGCUGGGCGAAUACAACAAGCGCCAGAGAGAGAAGCACCGAGACCCGAAUGACGAGGACGACGAAGAUGACAUUCCUGAUGACGGCACCAUCAUUGUCACCUUUGGAGAACUCUUCCAGAUGUACACAAAAAUUUCAAACAAAGUGGUUGGGUUACUCCUAGCAGCUAAGAAACGUGGUCUAGUGUACUUUGAAGGGGAGAUGCUUUUCCAGAGGCGAGAUGAUAAUGUUUUAAUAGCGCUUAUCAAGCCAAUAGAGGAGAUCAGAAGGAUACUGAAGGAGAGCAUAUCGCCAGCACCACUGGACGAUGAGCCCUCGGUUGGAUGUUGAACCUCAUCUUUUCAUUAUAAUUAAUCCAUUUUUUGACAUCAACAAAAUCUUGUUUCAUCACACACUAAUUUGACAGAAACAUAAACAGUGAUGAGUGUUAUAUUUCUACAAGAUACCCCUAUUUUCUAAAAUGUACCGUUAAUAUCUAAAUCUAAUGAAUUUGUACUGUAUAAAUGUAAGUGAAGGUAAUCAAUUAUGAUUGUUUGAAACCGCGAAAUAACUCAAAAUCGUUAAAUUGAUGGUUCACUUUAUAAAAGUAAUUAAAAUACAUCAUAAAACAUUCUUGUAUAGACUGACACAAAAUAUUGUAUUGUAAUUCAAUAAAAUCAGUCAUACAUGAGGGUGAACUCAAGUAAUACUCUAAUAGAAUAAAAAUUAGUCGAGUUCUAUGUGUUCUGAGAAAGAGUUUUAUACAAGCUGGUCCCCUAGGUAGAUUGUUCUGGCAAUAAUAUAACAAUUAUUUUGAAAUAACUGGUAAAUUGUAGCAUAUCUUGUGCAAGUCAAAUGAAAAAAGCCCUUGGGUUCUAUCAAUUCAUUUCAUAUUUCAGAUGAAAUGUUUCUAUUGAUUGUUUCAAUUGAGCAAUAAUUCGAAAACUUUUCAGUCACAAACUAUUGUACAUUUUGUGCAUUCCAUUAAUUGUUACUUCAUUACAGCAUUAUAGCCUAACAAAAUACCUAAUAUAAAUUAUUAUCAUAAUCAAAUUUAUAAACAUGAAGCACAGGAUAAGAACCUUCAUUAAAUUUUGUUUGUAUAAUUGUUUUCUCAAGAUCUACUUUUGACGUUUUCAUUUAUAGUAAAAAUAUGGUAAUGAAAUGUUAAAAAAUGAAAUAUCAGCUAUACGAAAGAGCAUACCGUGAUGUUACAAACACUCUGAUAAACAAACCCCAAAUAAAUAUUGAAGCGUGGAUGUGUCUAGUAUGUGAAAAGAAUAGCAUUUAUUUAUAAGGAACGUGCAAACGCUUUGUAUCUUCGCUUUAGGAUAAAUUAUGAUUAUUUCUUUGUAUUUAUUGAAUUAUUAUUGAAUACCGUAACAAUAAAUUGAUUCGUUUUGUA
Molecule: messenger RNA, 1843 nt
Organism: Nilaparvata lugens (brown planthopper)
Lineage: Eukaryota; Metazoa; Arthropoda; Insecta; Hemiptera; Delphacidae
Product: actin-binding Rho-activating protein
Exons: 4
Coding region: 217-789 (190 amino acids)
Biological process (GO): positive regulation of Rho protein signal transduction
Molecular function (GO): actin binding
Source: RefSeq, a predicted model, not a curated record